Molecule: messenger RNA, 2129 nt
Organism: Lobosporangium transversale
Lineage: Eukaryota; Fungi; Mortierellomycota; Mortierellomycetes; Mortierellales; Mortierellaceae
Exons: 5
Coding region: 173-2011 (612 amino acids)
Source: RefSeq, a predicted model, not a curated record
UGAUUUUAUCCCCAUUUUAAACAGCGAGAAUAAACAGCUUUUUCAACAGGCACAGCAUCCACAUAAUCUUGUUUUCUGUCUUCGUCCUCUUUCACUCUUUCAUCCUCCAUUCUAUUUCAACCACACCUAUUUCAUAUCAAAAUACAAAGCAUACAAUACAUCUACCAUACACAUGCGUAAACUAUUUGGUGGUCGUCACCACGUCAAUAAACCAUUACCAGAGCCUUUGGUUGACCCUGAUGAGGGUAAAACUCCAAUCGGCGAAUUGAUCAUUAUUCCUAUACAAGGACGUGACCUGCCUAACCGGGAACGAUUUGGAAAACAAAGCCCAUUCAUUCUGUUCAAGCUUGGUAAUCAAUGCAGAAGAAGCACCACUGAUGUUCGGGGUGGACAGCGGCCUCGAUGGAAGGAUGACCAGAUCAAAAUACCAAUGUAUGAAAGUGAUGCCAAGGAUGCAACAUCGCUGUAUGUAACAUGUUUAGAUGAGGAUCAUCAGAAGAAUGAGCUCAUUGGCGACUGUGUUAUCAAUCUGGCAAAGGUUCUGGAAUAUGGCGAACAUGAUGAUUGGUUCGAGCUGCAUUAUAAAGGUCGUGAAGCAGGUGAACUCAUGCUACAGCUGACCUACUACUCUCAUGAUCCUAAACAUCCUCUCCACAAGAUGAACCGUGCCCCUAGUACACCAAUCCCCGCCGGCACACCGCUGCGUCGCCCUAUUCAUCCAUCUCCUCAUGGAACUUCAGACCACUCACCUUCUGUAGAGUCAACAACAUCAGUAUCUUCAGUAACAACUACCGCAACGGAGGACUCGGAACUCGUCUACAAACCCCCCGUUGCCACAGAGCCAACCGCCUAUGCAGGAGGUUAUCCUUACGUCAAUUCUACAUCCGCAGGGGCACCCCCAACUUUAGGGGGCCGUAUAUCCCCUGUGGGUCAAAACCCCUACAAUUCAUACAGCGCGAGUCCUUAUAUGUCUAUGAAUGACUUUCCUGGACACCCUAACCUGAGCGCUGGUCAACCAUUUUUCCCUCAAGGUGCUUAUCCGGCUGGGUACCCGCCUCAUAUGAAUGUCGCCGCAAGCGAUGUUAAUAACAUCCAUGGAGGCGGAUACCCACCCCGUCCAACCGUCAAUCUCCAUGGGGUAUAUCCAACGCCUCAAUAUAAUGCCGUCAAUGGAUACCCACCUCAACUUGGCAACAAUGCCUUUAAUACAGGGUAUCCGCCUCAGAAUAAUACAUAUCCACCACAACAAGUACCACCGCCGUUCAUGCCCAUUAACAACAAUAUCAAUAACGUCAAUGAUGCUUAUCGACCUUUGAACAACAGCAUCACCAACCUCUAUCCACCUGUACAGCCACAGCCACAGCCGCAGCCUGUCAUCAAUAACCAAGUCUCACCACCUAAUGGAACAGGAUAUCUUCCACCAGUAUAUCCAUUCGCAACCUCCAAUUUGUAUCCAUCUAAUAGUAUAACCACUGGGGGCGGGUACCCGCCGCAAUCUCAAAUACAAAUGCGACCAUUACCUCAGCCGAUGAUGCAGCAAUCUCGGAACUCAUCGCGGCCCUUACCGCAGCCACCACAGUCAUCACAUUCAUCGCCCGCCGGAUCUCCUGCUACAACUACCUCCACAGCAACACUGCCUGGCGCAUUCCCUGGCGCCUUUCCUUGUUCUAAUACCUUUACCCCCGGCUCCACAGAAACCGCUACCUCGAACCCUUCGCCUCCACUGCCCCAAUCUCGGCCUUUGUCUGACAACUAUAGCAUGUACAGAGCCAACCCUUUGGCCGGUCAUAAGCAGAGUGUCAACUAUGGUCAAUCCUCGAGCUCUUCAUAUCCCGGUCAAGGAAUGAUGUAUCCACGAUCAUCUUCGCCAACGGUAGGGAAGAUCCCAGGCGGAUUUCCACGGCCACGAUCGGUCAGUCCACCUGGAUUGCCGUCUAGAAAUAGCAAUAUAAUGAUGCCCCAAAUACCGCCCAGUUAUGAACAAACAAUGUAUGGGCCUGGUCGCCUGUAAAGAAAAACAUUGUCAUUUCACACUGUACAUAAAUUCAAAAGCAUAAUAAAAGCAUUAUAAUGAUUUCUAAUACGUAGUUUGAGCCUGUCUCGAAUUAUUUUUCCGUCGCCAUUUCUCG